AUGGCAGCGAAAUCGGUCGAUGCGAAAACUGCUCUUCGUCAAUUGAUGAAACAAGAGAAACAAAAGCGAAUUGAUUCGCCACUCGCAAAAUACACAAAUACCGGUCAGUUAUGUUGUGCAUUGUGUAAUCAACAAUUGACCAGUGAAACGUUUUGGAAGGCGCAUAUCAAUGGUCGAGAACAUAAACAAAAACUUCUUGAAUUGAAGUCGAAUAUCAAACAAUCGAACACCGACGCUAUCUUUGCGAAGCCAUCACCACCAUCUCCAGUAAGCAGUGAAGCACAACGAGGUGUUAAACGUUCACAUGAUCCAAUGCAAAUGAUCGCGUCAUUACUGGUAAACCAUCAGUUUCUGUACCUUCAACAACAUUUCUUCGACUCGGGUUCAUCGAAAGCACAGUUAGAUACUCCAAAAUAUUCAACACCAGUGACGAUCACAGCUGCAGCAACAAUUAAUUCUGUCCCACCAGUCCAACAAACGUCUACUAUACCAGAGGGAUUUUUCGAUGAUCCACAAGUCGACGCGCGCAUGAGAAAAGUCGAAUAUGUAGACAAAAUGGAAGUCGAAUGGGAUGCAUUUACUCGUCAAAUGAAACAAGAAACAAAUAUAUCCGAAAAACUAGAAGCAGAAGACGAUAUCGAACGUGAUGUUGAACGAGAAAUCAAAGAAACAGAUGAACUAAUAACACGAUGGAAAAAGAUCGAAGAAAUGCACGAUUUGAAAGACAAUCGAUUUAAAACAGUAGUCAAAGGUGCAAAGCCCAAAAAGAAGCCAGCUGAUGACGACGACGACGACGAUGAUGAUGAAGUUAACGAGGAGUUAGAAAAAGAACUACAGAACAUGUACAAUUGGCGACAAAAACGUUCUUAA
Adineta ricciae is the source of this 870-nucleotide messenger RNA. The record is from the annotation of a GenBank genome assembly. NCBI's taxonomy places the organism in Eukaryota, Metazoa, Rotifera, Eurotatoria, Adinetida, Adinetidae.